Molecule: messenger RNA, 2554 nt
Organism: Varanus komodoensis (Komodo dragon)
Lineage: Eukaryota; Metazoa; Chordata; Lepidosauria; Squamata; Varanidae
Gene: CHID1
Product: chitinase domain containing 1
Exons: 14
Coding region: 155-1375 (406 amino acids)
Biological process (GO): carbohydrate metabolic process
Cellular component (GO): extracellular region
Molecular function (GO): oligosaccharide binding; chitin binding
Source: RefSeq, a predicted model, not a curated record
AAGAUCCGGGUUGCAGAGGGAAAACGAGGGCUCACGCACGAGUCUCCGCUAAGGUGGGAGGGGAUCUCCAAGAGCACGCAGGCUUUCCCGUGUCUUCUCUCUCCCUCUGGAGUAGAAACCUCCGCUGACACGUGCUGCAAAUUGUUUGAACGGGAUGAAAUUACAAGGGAUUGGAAGAGCAAAAGCUGCCAUGAGACACAGCUACACUAGCCUUCUCGUUUUUAUCCUGGCUUCCCAGAUGGUUGACGCAACACUGUCAAAAACAGAUGCAAAAAAAGCUGCCUCAAAAACACUGGAGGAAAAGACUUACCAUUCUGGUAAAACAGUGCAAGAUCGUGGCCUGGUAGUUACCGAUUCAAAGGCAAAGGAGAUCAUCUUGGAACACAAAAGCUACUGUGCUAAAAAAGCCCAAGAGCGAUACUUCUUAGGAGAUGUUCUGGGCUACAUUACUCCUUGGAACAACCAUGGCUAUGACAUUGCUAAAAUAUUUGGAAGCAAGUUUACAACUAUCUCACCAGUUUGGCUGCAGGUGAAGAGACGGGGCAAGGAGAAGUUUCAGUUCACAGGACUUCAUGAUGCUGACCAAAGUUGGAUGAAGGAAGUCAAGAAGAAUGCUAAAAACAUCAAAAUAGCACCGCGGAUUUUGUUUGAAGGAUGGACUUUCCAAGACUUCGAGAGUGUGUUUGACAGUGAAGAUGAGAUAGAAGAGCUUUCAAAUAACAUGGUUCAAGUAGCCAAAAGUGAAAACUUUGAUGGUUUUGUGGUUGAAGUCUGGAGUCAGCUAGGAAGUCAAAAGACAACGGGUCUGAUCCACUUGCUCACUCACCUCUCAGAAGCUCUGCAUCAAGCUCAACUUCAGCUAAUAACAGUCAUCCCUCCUCCUAUUAUGCCAGGAACCAACCAGCUGGGCAUAUUUACCAAGAAAGAAUUUGAUCAGCUAGCCCCGGUAGUGGACAGCUUCAGCCUCAUGACAUACGAUUAUUCAGCACCGCAACGGCCUGGCCCUAAUUCCCCGCUACCUUGGAUGCGAGCGUGUGUUCAGAUGUUGGAUCCAGAAUCCAAAUGGAGAAGUAAAAUCCUUCUGGGGCUGAACUUUUAUGGCAUGGAUUACUCAGCACUGAGUGCUUCAGGGGAACCAAUAUUUGGUAACAGGUAUAUAGAAGUCUUGAAGGAACAUAAGCCUAAACUGGUUUGGGAUGAACAAAUAGCUGAACAUUAUUUUGAAUACAAAAAAAGUAAAGGAGGGAAGCAUGCAGUCUUCUACCCCACCUUAAAGUCCAUCCAACUGAGGUUAGAGCUUGCAAAGGAACUGGGCACAGGAAUAGCCAUCUGGGAACUGGGCCAAGGCCUGGAUUAUUUUUAUGACUUGCUUUAAAAUAAGACACAUUCUUUUCUUCAUUGACUUUUCAUCUUCAGUCAACUGAAGCAUAUAAAAGGGGAGGGGGAUGCAGGCAGGAACAUUAGUUUUGGGGAUGUAAUGUAAUUUAUACGAAAUCAACUUCAGAUUUUCCCAAUAAAGUAUCUCCUUUGAAGUUACUGUGCUUCAUGUAAUGCAUGGAGAAUGGUAAUAAAAAGCUGGAGUUGGAAGAUCCACCAGUGCCAGCCUGCUGAGAACAUUACAGGUGACUUGAUUUUGGUGAGAAACGGUAAGACCUCUUCAUUUUUGUAAUUUUUGAAAAUGUUUGAUGUUAGCUGAAGGUAUAAUACUUGCAAGCCAAUCCUGUACUUUUUUACAGUAGCACAGUGAAACCUACUCCCCAGUAAGAAUGCAUAGAACUGCCGCUUUAAACAGUCAAGUGCCUGAGCAAGAAUAUCCAAGAAACCAAGGAAGGCUACAAUGGACAGGAACAGGUAACACUGAAAAAAUGUUCAAAAUGGAACCUUAAAAGAAGUAGAGCUACAUCAUCAGAAAUGCUUUGCAAAAUUGAGGGCAACGUUUACAGAAGUGUAGGAUGCAGGUGCCAAGGAACUCAGGCCCCUCACACUGUCAGUAGGUGUUGGGGGCUCUUCACACAGUGCCUGGGUUCACACUGCGUGGUAAGCCAUGGUGGCCCAUAAACCAGGGGUGGCUUGUCAUGUUGUCUGAACCUGACCAGAGUGACUUGUGCGUGGAUCACAAAGCAGGAUACUGGGUUCAGACAGCAUGGCCAGCGACCACGGCUUACGUUGGGUGAACCCUGAUGUCGCAUUUAUACUGGUACACACCAGAGAUGUGCUCCAUAGACAUCUAAAAAUGCAAAGUGUGAAUGCGGUAGACUUGCAAACGCGUGCAGUGGAAGUCUGUGUCUACCAGGGAGGCAGGGCUGCUGCAAACCUUGGGACCAAUCUUUCAAAUUUUAUUUUAUGAGAAACAGUUCUGGGAAGACACAAUUCGGACAGAGGAACACCUGCAGGGAGAGGGCAGGGCACACGUGCUGCCUAAACAGUGCCCGUUUUUUUCCUGUUCCGACUGGACUCUUCAUCUAGCUUCUCUUGGAAUGAAAAUAUAUUGUUGUCCCUGGGGAAGGAAAGCAGCUUGGGUGAGCAAAAUAGCCAGAGAGGAGCAACUGCUGCA